Messenger RNA from Durio zibethinus, 3217 nucleotides. RefSeq lists its product as uncharacterized. The record is from RefSeq and is a predicted model, not a curated record. NCBI's taxonomy places the organism in Eukaryota, Viridiplantae, Streptophyta, Magnoliopsida, Malvales, Malvaceae.
AUUAGAUUUUACUUCUAAUGAUAAUUAAUGAAUUUUAUUCACCUAAUUAUCUUGUAUUUGUAUCUUUUAACAUAUUUGUUCCAAUGUUUACACCGUCCAAACGCCCGAAGCCGUGUGACUGUCUGCAAUUUCACUGCCGAUGUCACCGAUCACCGCCACAAUUCCACAGCUGCCCAAAAUUCAGAUCAAGCUUUUCCCUUUAUACUUUUGCACAGUUUAACACAAUUAAUUUUGCUAGACAAUUCCAUUCGUUAAUCUUCGCAUUAAAAAAAAAAAAAACAAAGUCACCAUUGCCAGCCCAGACAAAGCUUUUGCUAGAGUUGUAGAGACUAUAGAAAGAUCUAUGAAUUCUGCAAAUCAAUUCCAAAAGUCCUAAGGCCAAGAAAAAUGGUGGGUACUCCAAAGAAACACUUCCUCGCUUUCCUCCUCCUCCUCUCCUUCUGCAGCCUUCUCAUCCUCCUGUACUCCCCUCACCCAAAUCCCAUCUCUACCCAAACCUUUACUCUAAAUUCCCACUCUAUCCCCACCACCCCAGCCUUUUCUCUCACUAUCAAAGUCCUCACUUUUAACCGCCUCAACUCCCUCACCCGCUGCCUCACCUCCCUUUCCAACGCCCACUACCUCCCCGACCACCCAGUCCACCUCCACAUCUUCAUCGACCAUUUCCCUAACCAAUCCCAAUACUACAUCGCCCCCAAACCUCAGGACUCGCUUGGGAUUCUGCGGUUUAUUGAUGGGUUUGAGUGGAAAUGGGGUCAAAAGAUCGUUCAUUACAGAACCACCAAUGUGGGUCUUCAGGCCCAGUGGUUAGAAGCCUGGUGGCCUACUUCUGAUGAUGAGUUUGCCUUUGUUGUGGAAGAUGAUUUGGAGCUUUCACCAUUGUUUUUUAAGUAUUUGAGAGCUUUGAUCUUGAAUUAUUAUUACAAUGCUUCCAAUUUUAGUCCUUUUGUUUAUGGGGCUUCCCUUCAGCGACCAAGGUUUGUUCCAGGUAGACAGGGAAACAAGAUGCUGCUGGAUAGCACCUCAGGACUUUUCUUGUACCAACUGGUUGGCACCUGGGGCCAGCUCCUCUUUCCAAAGCCUUGGAAAGAAUUCAGGUUGUGGUACGAUGAUCACAAGGCGAAAGACAUAAAGCCAUUUCUUGAUGGGAUGGUUACCACGGGAUGGUACAAAAAGAUGGGAGAAAGAAUAUGGACUCCCUGGUUCAUUAAAUUUAUUCAUUCUCGUGGCUAUUUUAAUAUCUACACAAAAUUUCUGGACGAGAAAUCACUUAGCGUCUCCCACAGGGAUGUCGGUGUCAACUAUGGAAAAACAGCAGGGCCAGACUCUCAACUAUUGGGUGUAAAUUCUCUUGAUAACAAUUUCCUGGAAAUGAAAUCUUUGAGUACCAUGAAAUGGUAUGAUUUCUGUUUCAGGGAAGUAGUUCCUGGAAGAGUUGUAAGGAACUUGAAUGAUCUCGGGUCUAUUCUUCCCUCUGUGCAGACAAAGCAAACAGUUCUGCUUGUGAGCCUAUUUGGGGUAUCAGAGGCAGUCACUAGAAACCUUCUUUGCCACUUUGAGAGGCUAAAUAUUUGGAAUUACAUUUUCAUUGGUCCUGCUACUGACUUUCUGUUUGAUCUUGCUCGAAGGGGACAUCCUGUGAUUGAUGCAGACCAAUUUCUCAACAAUAUCAGAUCAUAUAAAGCAAUUGGAAUUCAAGAGUCAAAUGCUAGGUUUAUGAAGGAUAUUCUGUUGAAGGCUUAUGUUGUCAAAAAAUUUUUAGAAUUCAGUUAUAAUACUUGGGUAGUGGAUGGAAACAUGGUUUUUGUCAAUAAUGACACGUUUCUCGGGUAUAUUGAUUCCACAGACAACUUUUAUGCAGUGGAGAGCUUGGACCUUUUCUUUGUCAGGAACUCACCUUCUGCUCUCAAAGUUUGGGCCGAUGAUUUUGUGCAUGAUGUUGCAGCUAUGUUGGAAAAAAGUUCACUACCUAGAGAUAGCAGACAAUUUGUAUCUGUAAUUGCAAAGCGACUGGAACAAAAGAGAUUUACAGUUAAGCGAAUUGAUGAUAAUAGCUUUGGUAUGAAAAUUGGUAACCAAAAACUCAAUCAAACCUUGAUGGCCAAUAAAAAGACGGUUUAUUGGUCCAGAGAGUUAGAUAUGGAUUCCAUCCAGAAGAGGCUUCAAGAAUUGAGUCUAUGGGUCAUAAAUAAUGACUUUUCCUGCACAGCUGUAGUUUGUCACAAGUCAUAGCACUCACUUAAGUUUUCAGACUUGCAUCUGAUGCUUAAUUUAUUGUACUUAUUGCGAGAGUUUUCAUUGAAGCUCAGGGUGAGUUAAAAGCCAACAGAGUGUGAGGCAGUAGCAUAUUUUGAAACAGAAGAAACUUCGUGUAUCGUCUUUUCAACGCUGAGAGGCACAUUGCGAGCAAUUCAUAGGCCAAGUACGGCUGCACAUUUGACCACUUUUGUUGUUUGGUGCUAGGAAUGAUAAUGCUAGAAGAGUUCUAAGAGAUUGUUUGGAGAUUUUCUCUCGGUUAACGCUAUGUUUGGUUCACCGGAAUUGUCGUUCCAAUUCUUGCCUAUUCCAGAUGGGACCACAGCUUCAAACAUAUGGUUCAUAUUUGCAGUCAGAAUACUGAAUUCUGUCGGAAAGAUGAUUCUGGAUCUCAAGGGAAUAGAUAUCUUUGACAUCCUUAGGUAUUUUCAAUUCCACAGACUAAGGUAUUGCUUUCAAUUUAUUUCCACAGCGUACCCUUUUCUCCCCUGCUCUUCAUCUCUCAUCUCUCAUAUCUCUCUCUGCCUCUCUUCAUCUCUCAUCUCUAUCUCUCUCUUCAGUCUUCAUCAUCCUUUCCUUUCCCAGCCAGCGACCGCGGCAGCGACAGUCCCCUAUUUCUCUCCAUUCUAGGUUUGAUUGUUUGUUUGUGUUAUUUGGGUUCCUCAUAACUGGAGUUCUGUUAUUUAGGUUCUUCAGGGGUGAGAAAAUUGCUAAAAUGAUCUUUGUAGAUUCUCAUUUCCUCUGGUAUGGUUUGUUAAUGCACCUUUCGUAUAUUGCUGGGUUCUUCGAGGUCAAAAUGAGAAUCACCAUGCUUUUUGUCUCAGGUGAUUGAAGCCAUGGAUUAUUACAGAGCCAGAAGUAAUGUUAAGUUGUUGUCGCUGCUGGUGAAAUUUUUAGAGUGAUGAGCUCUUGCUUCAGAGAGAGGAAGAAAUGGGGAGGGUGAUGGAGAAAAAGGAAAGAG